AUGAGGCCACCUCUCACCGCCAGCAGUGGUUCUGGAAGCUCUCGCUCGUCGGGAUCAACAUCAGCUACGCGAGAUUCGUUCGAAACGCCUUCCAAACAGCCCAUUAGUGACGCAUACUUCUACAAUACUUUCUCCCGUUCGUUCAACACGUUGAUAUUAGACGAUGACAGUCAAACCCACAAGAAGAAAAAGAUCAGUAAGUCGCCUCCAUUCAACUUGAAACACGAUACUGGCGCCAGCGGGUACGACGAUGAUACUAUUCAGCCGGUACGUUUGUUUAACCAGCGGAACCCGACCCAACAAACUUCCUUGAACGACCCUUCACCUGAAAAAUACAGUGGACAAGAAUCCCGCAUACACUCAGGAACCAGCAACAACUCCAGUCUGCUUCAGACGCUUCAGCCGCCUAACAUCCUGAACCAAAUGUCGCUGGAUAGUGAUGACGAAAGGACAUCCUCGAUCAAACGGUCUUCCAAAUACCUCAAUCUCUCAAUUGAGCUGUCGGCGUUAAAACCGCGCCCUGAAGUGGAUUUGAUCCCCAACCUCAACGAGAUCGAAACCCCGGUGUUCAAGAGCGGCGAGCAUACACCCAACCAAUUCAAAAGACCCCAUCAGCUCGUGAGCCAGUCCCCAUCACCAUCUUCGGUGGGGCUCGGCGCAAAGUCCUCGUCUCAUCUACUUCUCUCGGGCUUGGGAAGCUCAGGACUACAUUCUCCUGCCAAAAUGGGCAAGACCCCCACUCGUUCUAAUCCCAUCAACAUGUCUACGCCUUUUUCGAGGGUGUCCAACAAGUUGCGAAAAACUUCCGAUAGUCCAUUCAGAACUGAAAACUUGAAAAAUGAUGAGAAAUCAAUCACUGCAUUUAAUAAUCAACUUGGCAAACCAAACAAGUCUCAGAUGCUUGCCGACCAGGCUUCGAGCCCGUCCAUGAGUUACCAAUCCUCCCCUUUAAAGGGCCAUGUUACAGAUUUCAUGGAUAUGUCAGAAAGUCCGUCAAGAUAUAAAAAACCAGCCCAGCCCACCGUGACAAUCUACGAAGACACUACCGCUGAUAUCAGACGAAAUCGAACUCACCACGCUGAGCUGUAUGUUGAUACCCCAAUUGACGAUGAUAAAGAAAAUAUUCACGAACCCAAGUCCAUACUCGACGAAUCAAAAUCGUAUCGGUUUGUAAAACCGUUACAAACUGCAUUCCGGUCUACCGGGUUGCUUAAAAAGAAUAGUAUUGCUAGCAUUGGACGAAAACGACCUCCAGAGACCCCCGUCAAGCCUCAUCCAGUUAUGUUCCUAAAAGAAUCGAAAGAGCCCUUAAAGCUGACGCUUGGACCAGAUAACUCUGACGUUUCUAUCGAAAUUGGUCGAAAUGCAGCUGCUCUUGGUUCUGUGACCGACUUGGGCUCAAACGAUAGCUUCUUCAAGAUACCUUCACCUGCUAAGACCUCAAGUCGAAGCAACAAAGUCAGUGUCUUGGGUGACUUCGAUAUCGAUUUCGAUUCAGAUGAUAGCAUGAAUCCGGAAACUCCCACCAAAGCAGUCAAAAAAUCACACUCUACACCUGCCAACUUUAGUCCCCUGUCCUACAAGCACCUCCACCUCAAGCUUCCAAAAAAUCAACCGCAAACUUUGGUGUCAAGAAUGAAAUCCAAGAUGGAACCAUCCACACCCACAGCUCUAUAUCACGAGUUAGGAGGAGAGGGAAUGUUCAGUUCAUCUCAAGUCACGAUUAAAGAACCCAAGAUAGACGAUCAUUUGGUUAAAAAAUUUGGCAUUAAAAAUAUCAAGUACCUUGGAAGCGGUGAGUUUUCUCUUGCUUUCGAAUGCUCAUUUCAAGGACAGCGAUACGCCAUCAAAAGAACAAAACGACCAGUGCUUGGUAAACUUGAAUUGAAAACUAUUCGAAGAGAGAUUGAAGCUUUGCGUGUUCUCACUUCGGUGAAAGAUAACGAAAAGGCAAACUUGCAAGAACAAGAAGAAGGUAAGGAUUUUCUUGUUUACUUCAUCGAGGCUUGGGAUUUCAAUGAUUACUACUAUAUUAUGACUGAGUUCUGUGAAGGAGGAACUUUGUUUCAAUUCUUGGAAGAGAACAAAAACUACAAAAUCGAUGAAUUCCGAGUAUGGAAAAUAUUGAUUGAAAUCCUAAGUGGAUUACGGUUUAUUCACAUGAAAAAUUACCUCCAUCUUGACUUGAAACCAGCCAAUAUCUUUGUUACAUUCGAAGGUUUUUUGAAAAUUGGUGAUUUUGGACUUGCAACCAAAUUGCCCAUCCUUGAAAAAGACUUUGAUCUUGAAGGAGAUCGCAAUUACAUUGCACCGGAACUAAUCAACGAUAAAAUCUACACUCCUUUCGCAGACAUCUUUAGCGUGGGGUUGAUGAUCUUGGAAAUUGCAACCAACGUUAUUCUCCCAGACAAUGGAACACCUUGGCGUAAGUUGAGAUCUGGAGACCUCAGUGAUGCUGGCAAACUAUCGAGUGACAACAUUAGCGAUUUUUUGCUGCAUAGAAACUUCUCGUCCUUGACAUCCUACAACUCCAUGGCGAACUCUUCUACAUCGUCAUUAUACCCAAGUACAACCAUUCAACUCCAGCAGCCAAAUACCACGAUUAGAGAGGUGGAUCUAAGGGACGUGAUACCGAGUGGUGCACCCGAUUUCUUGGUUGCAUGCGGCUCGAAUAACCUCGACCAAUUGGUGCAUAAAAUGCUCAGGCCAGAUCCAUUUGAGAGGCCCACGGCGAAGGCCAUUUUGGAGAUGCCUGAAUGCAUAACGAUAGAAGAACGACGCAAAGCCGGGGCAAUUAUCUUUGAAGGAGAGUUUGGUCCCACGGACGACGACGACGAGGAUGAUGAAGAUACUCGUUAG
This is a messenger RNA of Meyerozyma guilliermondii ATCC 6260, 2859 nucleotides long. It is a transcript of the gene SWE1, whose product is annotated as tyrosine protein kinase. NCBI's taxonomy places the organism in Eukaryota, Fungi, Ascomycota, Pichiomycetes, Serinales, Debaryomycetaceae. Gene Ontology annotation, molecular function: ATP binding; protein kinase activity. Gene Ontology annotation, biological process: protein phosphorylation. The transcript has a single exon. Bases 1 to 2859 code for a protein of 952 amino acids. The record is from RefSeq and is a predicted model, not a curated record.